Messenger RNA from Pogona vitticeps (central bearded dragon), 1145 nucleotides. It is a transcript of the gene GAMT, whose product is annotated as guanidinoacetate N-methyltransferase. Gene Ontology annotation, molecular function: guanidinoacetate N-methyltransferase activity. Gene Ontology annotation, cellular component: cytoplasm; nucleus. Gene Ontology annotation, biological process: creatine biosynthetic process. NCBI's taxonomy places the organism in Eukaryota, Metazoa, Chordata, Lepidosauria, Squamata, Agamidae. The record is from RefSeq and is a predicted model, not a curated record.
CCCACCCACUUUGCACGCUCGCUAGCUCGCUUUUGCACACCCAGCUGUUCCCACCCUGGUGUCUAUUUAAAGAGCCCUCCGAGUCCAUUCAACUCCUUUGCAGGUUUGUCUGGCUCUGCCCCAUUGCUUUGCAUUUCUCUCUUUCACCAAGAUAUUUUCUUUUUCCUUUCCCCCCCUCUUUCCUCUCAAACUCCAGCAGAACAAGAUGACCACCUCGGCGGACGCCACUCACCCCAUUUUUUCGGAAGGGGAAAAUUGCAAGCCGGGCUGGAAGGCAGCCAGCGCUGGCUACGACGCCUCCGACACCCACCUGCACAUCUUGGGGAAGCCGGUGAUGGAGCGUUGGGAGACCCCUUACAUGCACUCCCUGGCCACCGUGGCCGCCUCCAAAGGAGGCCGGGUGCUGGAGGUGGGCUUCGGGAUGGCCAUUGCGGCCACCAAGAUCGAAGAAUUUGACAUCCAGGAGCACUGGAUCAUCGAGUGUAACGAGGGGGUCUUCCAGAGGCUCCAGGAAUGGGCCAAAAAGCAGCCCCACAAGGUUGUCCCCCUGAAAGGGCUGUGGGAAGACGUGGUUCCGACUCUGCCCGCCGAACAUUUCGAUGGAAUCCUUUACGACACGUACCCAUUGUCAGCAGACACCUGGCACACACACCAGUUUGGCUUCAUCAAGGGCCACGCGUAUCGCCUCCUGAAGCCUGGCGGUGUCCUGACGUACUGCAACCUGACCUCCUGGGGUGACCUGCUCAAGACCAAAUACUCUGAUAUCGAAAGGAUGUUUCAGGAGACGCAAGUCCCACACUUGGUGGAGGCGGGCUUCAAAAAGGAGAACAUCCACACCAGUAUCAUGGAUCUGGUCCCGCCGGCCGACUGCCGAUACUACGCCUUCCGACAGAUGAUCACCCCCACCCUCCUGAAGUAGAAACCGGCACCUUCGUGGGCGAGGAAGACAGGACCCUGCAGAGGCCAUCCCUAAACGGCUGAACUGAAAAAACAGGGAGGGGGGUUAUACAGUAGAACCCCCUUAUCCGCAGGAUCAGUAUCCACCCAUCCACUUAUCCCCAUCUGAAAAAUAUUAAAAUAAAAACUAAAAACCCCAAACGUAUAUUUUUAAAGGCGAAGUGAUCAGAAGUGGCCCCUAGAGGGAG